UACAGCUCAUCACCCGCCACGUGGCGCACGAAAACGGGAAACGUGGACUGGGCCCACACGGAAAUAAAAUAGAAAGAGAAAGGAAAAAGUUAGGCGUGUAAAUAGUUUCUGGUCCCUCAAUUCACAAUUAUCUACAAUUUCGCCCCCACAAUUGGUUCUCGUUCCUUCCAAAUCUCGAAACGACUUUUCUUCCAUCAAACUUAAUACACAAGCAAAAUUACCAUUUAUUAUUGUAUAUAUAUAAACUCAACAGCCACUACUACUUCCAAAAAGUCUAUACCGCGAAUCCGACCUUUUUCAGUUUCCUCUGUUGCCGCUUCCGUCGUUUAACCGAUAUUUUGACAAUCACUGCCCUAAACCCUAACCUCUUUUUUCAUUUUUUUUUUCAUUUUAAUUUUGUUUUAUUCCUGGAUCUGUUUUCGUUUUUUUCUUUGUACUAUACUUGAAAUUGAGUGAAAAAAGUAGGAUUUUUUAUGAAUAGAUAGAUACUGUUUGUACUAGAUCUGGGGGAGUUUCUUCGGAUGGAAGAUUAGAUUCCAAUUCGAUAUUUGGUUUAUUGGAUUGGAAUUUGGAGAAUUUUGGAAAUCAGCGUUUUUUGGAAGGAAGGCUUCGGAAGUUGGUUAUGGAAUGAGUGAACUUUCCUUCACAGCUUUCCGUGAUACGAGACGUCGAAUUACGGGUGAUUGUGGAUGGGGGAGGGGGAAGUGAAGUUUGGGUGGUUUUUUAGCCCUACAGUAUGAUGGAAGCUGAAUCAAAGAGUGGUCAGCUUUGCAUAGGGAAUGGUGCCGAGGCAGAGUCAUGGGUGGAGGAGGCAGCAAAAGAACAGUGUGACGAUACUGAAGUGAGACGUUGUGCAGAAACCGAGGCUAUGGAUGUUGGGAAUGAUACAGAGUGUUGUAUGUCGGUGCAGGUAAUGAAUGGGGCAGUGGGUAACGUGGAAUCAAACUGCUGUGCUGGCAGUGAUAAGAAGGAAGUCUCGAACAACGUUGAACCACAUCCUUGUCUUGAAAGCCACAUGGAAAAUGAUGUUGAUGUUGCUGAAUCAGAAUUUGUCACCGAAAUUAAGUUGAAAGAAGCCGAGGACUGUGUGGAGUCAGAACCUUGCACUGAAACUUAUGCACAGGAAGCUUUGAGUAGUGCGGAGGUAGAAUCCAUUACCGAUAAUCACAAAGAAGCAUCGGAAGAGCAUUGCAUGGAGAAAAUAGCGAAGGAAGUACAAAAUGACGCAGAAGCCGAGCCAAAGGAAGUAGUAAAUGACACUGAAAUGAAACCACUUGCGGAAAAUCAUGCAGUGAAAAUGUUGAGCAAUGAUAACUUCGAGGUAUUAUCUAGUAGCAAUGAGGUGAAAGAAGUGGUUAGUGAUUUUGGCUUGGAUUGUCCGCCUAAAAACCAAGUGAAAGAGCCAGCUAAUGAUGAUACACACUCUGAAGUUUCAAAUCCAAAUCUUUCCCCGCAGCAUGUUACCUCAAAUUUGACCCUUUGCAGUCAACCACUUGAUGCACGUGGUGAUCAUGUUGGUUGUGGAGAGAUUACAUCUGCUUGUUCCCAGGGUUCAUCUGCUGAUGUGAAUUUCAGUGAGGAAGAGCACAAUAAUUGCAAAUUGGAAUCGGUUUCACCAUCUUGUGUGGUGCUUGAAAUUCCAAAGAAUGUUAGGCCCACGGGUAUUAGGAAGAUCACAUUUAAGUUUAGUAAACGGAAGGAGGUUAAUGAUAAUCAAUUAUCUGUGACUGCUACUGAAUGUUUAACCAAUAAUGGCCUUCAAAAUCACGGGUGGGCUUUAGGAAACUCGGAAUUGAAUCAUUUCGCGCAAAGUCCUUCCGCAUGUGUCCCCAACAGGGAACUGAAAAUGUCCAAGAAAAUAGUUCCAGAUACUUACCCUACAAAUGUAAAAAAGCUUUUGUCAACUGGAAUUUUGGAAGGAGCCAGGGUGAAGUAUAUUUCAUUAUCAGGCAUGAAAGAGAUUCCAGGAAUCAUCAAGGAUGGUGGUUACCUAUGUGGUUGUUGUGUUUGCAACUUCUCUAAAGUGGUUAGUGCGUAUGAGUUUGAACACCAUGCUGGUGCCAAGACUAGGCACCCGAAUCAUCAUAUAUAUUUGGAGAACGGGAAGCCUAUUUACAAUAUAAUUCAAGAACUGAGGACUGCUCCUCUCAGCAUAAUAGAUGGCGUCUUAAAAGCUGUGGCAGGUUCUUCUGUGAACGAGGAGUACUUCCAGGUGUGGAGAGCAAAUCUCCAAUAUGGAAAUGACGUGGCCCGUGCAGAUAGUUUAUACCAAAGCAAGCAUUUUAGCACAUAUCACCCCACCAACAGCUAUGGCAGUCAUCCUACUGAAGAUAACCCGUGCCCUGCUUCAUGUCGACAAAUCUGUAUAGACACGCAAGUAGAUCGGAAGCGUCUGAUCAAGAAGCCGAAGCAAAAUGUUUCUAGCUCAUUUUGGGAACAAAAGAAAGCUGCUGAAGGUGGCAAUAAAAAGAGGGACAAUGAUCUUCAUAAAUCACUUUUCAUGCCAAAUGGACUGCCUGAUGGGACAAGUUUGGCCUAUUAUUCUAAAGGAAAGAUGAUUCUUGGGGGUUACAAGCAGGGGAACGGUAUAGUCUGUAGUUGUUGUAACACAGAGAUCAGUCCUUCCCAGUUUGAGGCUCAUGCUGGAUGGGCAGCGAAACGUCAACCCUAUCGUCAUAUAUAUACAUCUAGUGGGUUGACACUUCAUGAUAUAGCUUUAAUGUUGGCAAAUGGACAAAGUCUUGCCGCCAGUGGCAGUGAUGAUAUGUGUGCUGUAUGCGGAGAUAGAGGUGAACUUAUUAUAUGCAAUGGCUGCCCUCGAGCAUUUCAUGCAGCUUGUUUAGGCUUACAGUGUCUCCCUGCCGAUGAUUGGCACUGUUCAUACUGCAGAGACAAAUUUGGUUCUGGUAGAAAAGCAUCUGGGGAGUCUAGACAUAUCAUCCUUAGGCUAAAGAGAGUUGUUAAAGCACCAGAAUUUGAACCUGGUGGCUGUAUUAUCUGCAGAUCGCAGGCCUUUAGUGCUGUGAAGUUUGAUGACCUCACAGUGAUUAUCUGUGAUCAGUGCGAGAAGGAAUAUCAUGUUGGUUGUCUGCGUGAGUCUGGGUUGUGUGAUCUGAAAGAACUUCCUGAGGAUAAAUGGUUUUGUUGUGAUGACUGCUAUAAGAUUUUUGAAGCACUUCAGAAUUUGGCUUGCAGUGGACCUGAGUUAAUUCCAGCUUCAGUGGUAACUACUGUAUACAAGAAGCAUGCAGCAAUAAGUUUAAAUAGUUGGUCUGAGAAUGAGAUCGAGUGGCGUAUUGUAAAUGGAAAAAGUCACUAUGCCGAACAUUUGUUGCUACUUUCUCGUGCUGCAGCAAUCUUUCGCGGAUGCUUUGACCCUAUUGUUGCCAAAUCUGGUCGUGAUCUUAUCCCAGUUAUGGUGUAUGGAAGGAACAUAUCUGGGCAAGAUUUUGGUGGGAUGUACUGUGUGGUUUUAACUGUAAAGUCCGUUGUUAUAUCAGCUGCUCUUCUGAGGAUAUUUGGAAGAGACAUUGCUGAACUUCCUUUGGUGGCUACUGAUAGAGAAAAUCAAGGAAAGGGCUAUUUUCGAGCACUUUUUUCCUGCAUCGAAAGGCUUCUGUCGUCCAUGAGUGUGAAACACCUGGUACUCCCAGCUGCUGAAGAAGCUGAACCUAUGUGGACAAAUAAGCUAGGCUUCAGGAAGAUGAGCAAUGAACAAAUGCUAAGGUACACAAGGGAUUUCCAGCUAACAAUUUUCAACGGGACAUCCUUGUUAGAAAAAGAAGUAUUACAGUAGCAGGCCGAGAAAUCUCUGAAUGUGGUGGUGGAGGACCAGAGUCAGAUACAGUUACAUCCCUUGAUUGAUUGUCACUUGACAGCCCCACUUUGCGCAAUGGAUAUCUGAUGUCGGAAAACAAGGUGGAGCUGUAAUUUAAAGCAAGGACGGGGGCAAAGUUGGCAUUUCGCGGAAGAUCAAGACUCUAAGCUGGCUUCAUUAGUAAAAUAGAGGGACAAGAAUAGUGAAAUAAUACAUCCCCAAAUUCUCCAGGCAUGCUGCUCUUUUAAUUUGCAUGCACAACGAGCUUCUUUUUUCACAGGGUGAUUAGUUUGUAGGACGUACGUACGUACACUAGAAUGUUUUCGUUUUAUUUUGAUACGUACAUUACAACGUAGCUAUUAUAUCUUCUUCAUUGAGGAAUUUGCUUAAGGUUUUUCUUUUCACAACAAUUAUUUUACAGUUUGUGAAUUAGUAAUAGAUUUCAGUGAGUGUUUGUAAUUUAAAUAAUGUCAGAUAUACUUUCAGGGAA
Erythranthe guttata (spotted monkey flower) is the source of this 4307-nucleotide messenger RNA. RefSeq lists its product as uncharacterized. The record is from RefSeq and is a predicted model, not a curated record. Gene Ontology annotation, molecular function: histone binding; RNA polymerase II transcription regulatory region sequence-specific DNA binding; chromatin binding. Gene Ontology annotation, biological process: positive regulation of transcription by RNA polymerase II. Gene Ontology annotation, cellular component: nucleus. NCBI's taxonomy places the organism in Eukaryota, Viridiplantae, Streptophyta, Magnoliopsida, Lamiales, Phrymaceae.